AGCUGUCUCGAAAAAUGCAUAUCGAGUUCUCUAACCCUUGGUGCAACGAUGCGGUUGCUUCAUGUCAAGACCCGAAAGCUCCAGGAAUUCUUUGGCGUCGCGAUACCGCCUUACGCCAUCUUAUCUCACACCUGGGGGUCAGAGGAAGUCACGUUCAAUGACCUCUUGACAGGAGACUACCACACCAAGCAUGGCUACAUCAAGAUUGAUGGGUGUUGUCAAGAAGCAGUCUCUCAAGGCAUGACUUGGGUCUGGGUCGACAGCUGCUGUAUUGAUAAGUCUUCUUCUGCAGAGCUCUCCGAGGCAAUCAACUCAAUGUUCAAUUGGUACCAGAAUGCAAAGGUCUGUUUCGUCUAUUUGGAAGACGUGUUACCCUCUGAAAACCCCUUUCUGCCCGAAUCAACAUUGCGUAGCAGUCGAUGGUGGACUAGGGGCUGGACGCUUCAAGAACUACUUGCGCCUCGCCAUGUCAUUUUUUUCGACAAAGAUUGGGAUCAUGUCUUUACGGAACUCACAGAAGGACUAGAUGGCGAUAUGAGCGAAAGCAUGGCCUUGGUAGCCAAUGGGUUGAAAGACACUUCCGAGAACGCCAUGUCGAAACAAGAGACUGUUCAAAAUAUAAGAUAUUCAUUGAUAUCCACAAUAACAGGAAUCCCCAGGUCUGUUCUGAUGGGAACAGAGGAGCUAUCUGAAGUAGCGGCAGCUGUGAAAUUCUCCUGGGCGGCCAAGCGACAUACAACGCGGAUAGAAGACGCAGCUUACUGUUUGCUGGGGUUGUUGGGCGUGAACAUGCCCCUACUCUAUGGAGAAGGAGACAAAGCCUUUGUGCGACUCCAACAAGCCGUCAUCAGUGGUUCAGACGACAUCAGCAUGCUUUCGUGGGGAUGCGGCCUUACUUGGGAAGCCAUUGAGGAGAUUGGACCCGAGUCAGUAUUGGCAAAUUCACCCAGCGCUUUCAGAGAGUACCCCACGGAGAAACUGUAUCCUGCCAGAAGAACACCCAGAAUACAUUCCACCGUCACUGGCCAUGGAUUACACGUCGAGCUUCCUUUGAUUCUUGUUGAUCCUCGCCAAAAGACAUGGUUAGGCAUCAUAGAGCAACACGUUUUGGGCGAAAAAGGGGAUAUAAUUGACAUCGCUGGCAUUGCAGGUAUCGCUAUAGUUCUCCGGCAGAAAACAGCAAGCGACUCCAAUACGCUGGUGCGAGCGCGCGGGUGCCCCCCGAUCAGGAUCAGCUCUUUGCAUUCAUUGAAGUAUCUUCUUCGGAGAAAGAAUCGAAAAAUGGUCUAUUUGCAGGACUCUGGCGUAAUGGACGACUCAGAAAUGAGCUUCAUAUCCGGUUACAGAGACUUGGUCCGAAGUGUCUUCCGAAAACAUCCUGGACAACAUACAAACACCACCGAAUUGGCCAUCUCUAUUUCAGGGCUUCGUAACGCCGGGUACAUAUUGUCUAGUCAAUACCCGCCGAUCGAUCACGACCUUUCGACAGCCGGACUGAGGCCAAUGAGUACAUGGCAAUUGAACAACGGCAGGUUGCAAUACGAGCAACAGCAUUUCGAGUCACUCCUAUGCCACGGGCCCCACGAACUUUUCUAUUUCAUUCUUACUGGGCCUGGUAGCCACCGCGUUGCCGUCAAAGUACGCAUUAAAUAUAAUCCACCUAACAUUUCGUCGUUCCAAGUUUUGUUAUCUCAAGAAGAAAUCGUUUGCAAGGCCACAGCUCUAGAGCAUGUUUGUAAAAGAGGGUUAGGACCCAUAUAUAUCACUUGGGGCUCCAAGGAACUCAGUUUAUGGCAGGAAUACGUAAAUCUGUGGAACAAAAAGGGAUCCAAGAUUCAUGUCCGCGCGUUACCCAGCCAGCAAGAUAUUACGAACAAAUAUACUCGCUAUGCACAGUGCGAUUUAGCUUGGAGUGGGGGGUGGGUAAUCGGCAACAACGUAAUCUAA
Molecule: messenger RNA, 1947 nt
Organism: Periconia digitata
Lineage: Eukaryota; Fungi; Ascomycota; Dothideomycetes; Pleosporales; Periconiaceae
Source: the annotation of a GenBank genome assembly